Arabidopsis lyrata subsp. lyrata is the source of this 1016-nucleotide messenger RNA. RefSeq names its product ubiquitin-conjugating enzyme E2 11. NCBI's taxonomy places the organism in Eukaryota, Viridiplantae, Streptophyta, Magnoliopsida, Brassicales, Brassicaceae. Gene Ontology annotation, molecular function: ubiquitin conjugating enzyme activity. Gene Ontology annotation, biological process: protein polyubiquitination. Gene Ontology annotation, cellular component: nucleus. The transcript has 2 exons. The record is from RefSeq and is a predicted model, not a curated record. The coding region runs from base 212 to 820 and encodes 202 amino acids.
UCUUAACCAAUCAAAAUGAAAAUUUUGACGCCAAAAAAAAAAAUCCUGAAAAUUAUCUUCUAGCUAGAUUCCACCAUAUGUAAAUAAUAACAUUCACUGUAUACAUCAUAUUGUUUUCUUAAAACUCUUUAUAGUUCUUUGUAAAUGAAGCAUUAUAUGUAAUUUCUGUCGUAUAAGUAAAUAAAAUAAAUACACUCAAGAAAGUAUAAAUAUGAGCUUAGCAAAGCAUUGUCUCUUUCUCUCUCACACACAGAUUGAGGAAAAAAUAAUCAAAAAUAUGUUUUUUCAAAAACUCAAACUUCGUACCUCCAAGAACUCCCAUAAAAUAUCUCCAGCCACGGUGUCUAAAUCUCCGGCCACCGUCUCAAAAUCAUCGGAGAAAAGAUUGAGGAAAGAAUUCCAAGAGGAAGAUCACAUCCUGAAGGCCCAUGUGAGAGCGUCGUUGCCUUCGCCGGAAAAUAUUUCCCGGUGGGAAGCUACCGUUAACGGCCCGGUGGGUUGCCCUUACGAAAACGGAGUCUUCACCGUCUCCGUUCACAUCCCACCCAAAUAUCCUUUUCAACCACCCAAAAUCACAUUCAAGACAAAGAUCUUUCAUCCUAAUAUAAGCGAAAGUGGAGAAAUCUUUGUUGAUAUAUUAGGAUCACGAUGGUCUUCGGCGUUGACCAUCAAUCUUGUACUGCUUUCUGUAUGUUCGAUUUUAUCGAACCCGGUUGAACCGUUUUUGGUUAGCAAUUAUGCCGGGAGACUGUACCGGAAAGACCGGAAAGCUUACGAGAAAGUUGCGCGAGAAUGGACUCUGAAAUAUGCAAAGGGAUGAUUGAUUAGUUCUUUUAUUUUAUAUAUUUGUUUAUGUCUAUUGCGAUUAUAUAAUUAUAGACUAUAUAACUAUAAUUAUAGCUUUAUAUAGCUAUAGACUUCUGUUUUGUUUCGUCAGUUUAGUGUCGUGUAAUACCGAGAGAUUGGAUACUAUAGUUAAGUGUAUUUGUAUAGCAGCUGCUAAACCUUGUUGAAAA